UUUCCUUACGAGACAACUGGAGUUCUCACUAAAUGGCGAAAACACGCUUAGUACAGCUGAACACGAGAGAAAAAAUAAAGGGACACACUGGAAAAGAAGCACAAGCCUAAAACUGAUCCUUUAUUUAAUUUUUUUUAGUCCGAGUGAUCUUCAGAUCAAAGACGGAAAGAACCAGGAAAAGGACACCAGGUUGUUUUACUACUUCCAGAAGCUACAAACAGAUGACUGCAGCCAGCUAAACCCCUCUGACAAGAUUGAGAGUUUGAUGCCAGCAGAAUGGGGAACAGCAACAGCGACAGGGCCAGCGGGGGUGAAAGGUCAUACAGAGAUGGACAACAAGGAGGGAAAGAGGCUCGUCCCAACAUCCUGAUGGACAGCACAGAGGACGCAGACCUUUUCCAGAGAGACGAUCCAAAGGCUCCGCAGGAAAUACAGGAGUUUCUGGCCUGGCAGCAGGAUCUGGAGUCUGACAGCAAGAGCCCAACACAAGCCGCCAGGCCGACCGUGUUCAGAUGGUCGGGGGGCGCGAAAGAAGUCUUUGUGUCUGGCUCUUUUAACAACUGGGCCACCAAGAUCCCGCUUAACAAAAGUCAGAAAAACUUUGUGGCUAUCGUGGACCUGCCGGAGGGAGAGCACCAAUACAAGUUUUGCGUAGAUGGACAGUGGACGUUGGAUCCGACUGGGGCCGUCAUGACAGCUAAAACUGGGACGGUCAAUAACGUCAUCCAGGUGAAGAGAACAGACUUUGAAGUCUUUGAUGCCCUCAAGAUUGACUCAGAGGAUUCUGCAGACAUCUCAGACUUAUCCAGUUCCCCUCCCGGCCCUUACCUACAGGAUGCAUACGUAAUCAAGCCAGAUGACAAGAUAAAAAGUCCUCCUAUCUUACCUCCUCACCUGCUGCAAGUGCUGCUCAACAAGGACACAGGCAUCUCAUGUGACCCGACUCUACUGCCAGAGCCAAACCAUGUGAUGCUCAAUCACCUGUACGCCCUCUCCAUCAAGGAUGGUGUGAUGGUUCUCAGCGCGACACACCGAUACAAAAAGAAGUACGUGACCACUCUUCUCUACAAGCCGAUCUAAUCCACAGAGCCGUGAUCCAGACUCUCUGUUUGUCUUUUAAACUUCUUCUGUUGUUGAUUUGUUUUGUUGAAAUUCAACAUGAAUAUCUUUCUGAUAUCAAGUUUUUUUCACCAAUCUGAAAUUCCGGUCAUGUUGUGAUCACGUUAGUCAAAGUGGAUCCAAACAUAACUACAACUUAAAGCUUCCUCCGUUUACGAUCAAUCAGCAUCAACCGGUGUUAAAUGAGAACAACCGCUGGAUGUCGUUCUUCUCAUUCCAACCUUACUUGACCCUGAAUCGUCAAUAGAUUUUUAGAGAAAGAAACUUAUGAUGUCAACCUGACCAAACAAAGACUCACAAGCAAACUACCUAUCAACACAGUGUUCUUUAACUUUUGCUCUUGGUUAUACAUUUUUGUACAAGAUUCUAUAUAUAACUAUAAAGCUGUCUUUUCAACUAGACAUAUACAUUCCAAGAAAUAGAAAUCCACCUCAUACCAAAGCCAAAGUUGAAUUAAAUAUCUAAAUAUUUAAUUACCUGGAAUUGUAGAAUAAUGUAACUGUGACAGAAACACAAAGACAAGGACACAGUCAACACAACACUACCAGAUGCUUGAUCUCUUUUAUUUUAAACUGCAGCCUGUACAUAAGCAAACUUCUUUAACGUCAUGUUUUGUUUAAAAAUGAUAAAGAAAUAAAUUUUUUUAAAGGUAUACGUUGGGACUUUGAAUGUUGUCAUGUGUUUUUA
Molecule: messenger RNA, 1806 nt
Organism: Scomber japonicus (chub mackerel)
Lineage: Eukaryota; Metazoa; Chordata; Actinopteri; Scombriformes; Scombridae
Gene: prkab1b
Product: protein kinase, AMP-activated, beta 1 non-catalytic subunit, b
Exons: 8
Coding region: 277-1080 (267 amino acids)
Biological process (GO): signal transduction
Cellular component (GO): nucleus; cytoplasm; nucleotide-activated protein kinase complex
Molecular function (GO): protein kinase binding
Source: RefSeq, a predicted model, not a curated record